Messenger RNA from Chrysochloris asiatica (Cape golden mole), 390 nucleotides. It is a transcript of the gene PRR15, whose product is annotated as proline rich 15. NCBI's taxonomy places the organism in Eukaryota, Metazoa, Chordata, Mammalia, Afrosoricida, Chrysochloridae. The transcript has a single exon. The record is from RefSeq and is a predicted model, not a curated record.
AUGGCCAACAGCAGCGGCACCGGCAGCUCAGGUCCCUGGUGGAAAUCGCUAACAAACAGCAAAAAGAAAAGCAAGGAAGUCACAGUGGGGGCACAGCCUCUAGCUCAGCCGGCUCCAGGAGAGUCUGCACCACACACACCACCCAGCCCAGACUGGACUAGCAGUUCUCAGGAGAACUUGCACCCCAAUCUCUCUGGGUGUGCCGGUGACCCCCACAAGCCAGACAAGUCAUAGGGAGAGAAAUCGAUCCACAGCUGCCGCAAUUUGAAGAUUUCGCCUUCUGUGCACUUCAAGGAAAAGAGGAAGGUGCGCGCCACCCUACUCCCUGAGGGAGUCAAAUCCUCGGAGGAGGUGGGCGCCCCUGAUGACCCCCACGAAGACAAACAAUAG